This is a messenger RNA of Esox lucius (northern pike), 1407 nucleotides long. It is a transcript of the gene hmgb3b, whose product is annotated as high mobility group box 3b. NCBI's taxonomy places the organism in Eukaryota, Metazoa, Chordata, Actinopteri, Esociformes, Esocidae. Gene Ontology annotation, molecular function: DNA binding, bending. Gene Ontology annotation, biological process: regulation of transcription by RNA polymerase II. The record is from RefSeq and is marked provisional.
GACUGACUGCGCUUAAACAAACAACACAGGUAGACUAUAUUUUCUGUUGGUGCAAGAGAACCUCGGCCGUAUUUCAGGAUGGCCAAAGGUGAUGCUCGUAAGCCAAAGGGCAAGAUGUCUGCCUAUGCUUACUUUGUUCAGACAUGCAGAGAAGAACACAAAAAGAAGAAUCCAGAGAUCCCCGUUAACUUUUCAGAGUUCUCUAAGAAGUGUGCUGGAAGAUGGAAGACAAUGUCGCCAAAGGAGAAGUCAAAGUUUGAGGAUCAGGCCAACCAGGACAAAGCUCGCUAUGAAUCAGAAAUGACUAGUUAUGGUCCACCUGGGAAGAGAGGAAAGAAGGCAAAGAAGGAUCCUAAUGCUCCAAAAAGACCUCCAUCUGGAUUCUUUGUUUUCUGUGCUGAGCAGCGCCCCAAGAUCAAAGCUCAACACCCAAGCUUUGGCAUUGGGGAUGUGGCCAAAAAGUUGGGAGAGGCAUGGAACAACUUGACAGACUCCAGUAAGCAGCCAUAUCUGGCCAAAGCCAACAAACUCAAGGAAAAGUACCGGAAGGAUGUGGCAGAUUACAAAAGAGGAACAGGAAAACCGGGUGGGGCAGGAGCCUCUAAACCAAAAAAGGCUGAAAAUGAUGACGAGGAUGACGAGGAUGAGGAAGAUGAUGAAGAGGAUGAUGACGACGAUGAGGAUGAUGACUAAUCCUCUAUGAUUUAUCAAAUUAUGUUGUGAUUGGUUAAGACACUGGCAGGUAUUUGUGACCACACCUCCAGUACCAAUUGGAUCAGCAGAUUUAAUCUAGUCCAAUAGUCCUGAAACCUUUUCUGGUUUUCAUCUGGUACUUUGACGCCUUGCUGUCUGGUGUUGACCUGAUCCUUUCACUGUUUUCUCAAGUUGAACAAACCAAUUUAAAGUGAUAGCAUAGGGUUCAUUCCCUUUAACCCUUAAGAUGUGUACGGUGAUAUGUAUGUUCUACUAUAUGGCUAUUGAAAUAGAUUUAUUUUAGAUUUUAUUUUUCUAUUUUACUCUGACCCAGACAUUUCAUGGAAUUGUAAUUUUGCUUUUGAGAGAAUUGAACUGGAUUUGUCAUCUUUCUAGACAUGCAUAGAUUUGAGGCUAAUGUCCAAUCUGGCAACCAGGUAUUGAUGUCUAUCUUGGCCUGGUCCAUUAUGUCAUGUGUUUGAAUCAGGAUGGGUCCAUCUCAAUUUUAUGGCUGAAAGGAAUGAUUGUGAAAUGGGUUUUGUUUUCUUUUGUUUGUUUGGAUAAGUGGAAUCACAUUUUAAAUGUGGUGAUUUCUCUCCUGCUUGAACUGUGGCAAUACUACAUCUGGACAAGCUGAGAGUUUUCCUUUGCACCUGCAACUUGUUUUGUAUGUUUAGGAUGCUUGUCAUUUAAAAUAAAUAAAAAAUAGAUUUU